CUUGAACAAAUUGGCAUGCCAGGAGUCCUAGCUGUCAUGCCUGCCUCCACAUUUUCCUUUAUAAUUAGUGGCAUUGUGGAACACCAUAAACCGAGCAGCUAAUCAAGGUUGCUGUGUCAAUGCAUGCAGACUGUGCAGUCUCAAAAAUUACUGUAAGACAGUUAAGAAAAUCACAUGUAGAAAAUAGAAUGGAGGAUACGAGUAGGCACAAUCUGCAAUUCUUGUCUUUUCCUAUCUUUAGCUAAUUUACAUACCUGAAGUAAAAGGGUUUGAAUUAAAAAUAGAAUCACAAGCAUCACCAUUUAAGAAAGUGCAUGCAUUUUAUGCAUUUUGUUCCCUGUAAUUUAAUUAUCCGACUUACGUACCUUCAAAAGCUUAAACUUGAUAACAAACAAAGAAUACAGAGAAUCAGAAGAAACCACAACCUUGUCAUUUAUACAUCCCUCAAGUUGUUGCCAGGUGGUGUAACCGGAAUUCCAGAACAUGAAGGUCGGUGAAAGAAGAAAUGGGGAGAGUGGGUUUUCAUUUGCACUCUUCCCAAUUCAUUGCGUUACUUGGGAUAAAAGAAACACAGACGGAGAAUGGGUAUGAUUUUCUGUAUCCGCCAAUAGGAGGAGAGAGAGGGAUGGAAGCACCGAGGCAGCCAUGGCCGCUGAAGCCAAGAGCUAGCACACACCAUGCGCAUUGAUGCAUGUGGAGGAGAGUGCAGUGUGAGUGAAUAAUUAAGGUCGUUCAUU
Rubroshorea leprosula is the source of this 737-nucleotide messenger RNA. The record is from the annotation of a GenBank genome assembly. Lineage: Eukaryota; Viridiplantae; Streptophyta; Magnoliopsida; Malvales; Dipterocarpaceae.